GUAGACGUCUCUCCUCGCCAUGGCAGCAGCUCUGCCGGCGUGUUACCACGGCGCCAUCUCCAAGACGGAGUGUGAGGCUCUCCUGGGGAAGAAGAGCAGGAGCGGAGCCUUUCUGAUCCGAGACAGCGAGAGCAUCCAGGGAGCCAUGUGUCUGUGUGUGUAUAAACAGAAGGUGGUGCAUACGUACAGAAUGAUGCAGUCACACACUGGACACUUCACUCUCAUGACAGCAGGAGGUGCCGGGGAGACGUUCUUUAAGACCCUGGACGAUCUGAUCCUCCACUAUAAGAAGAGGAACCAGGGCCUGAGCGUUCAGCUGCGCCACGCGGUCAAGAGGAAGACGGCCAUGUUGAUCAAACCCCGGGAGCCGCGCGCGCCUCCUGCUCCUCCUGCUCCUCCUGCGCCUCCUGCUCCUCCCGAGUCUCCGAGGACAUCGGAGGACGAGCCCGAGUACCAGAAUGUUCCCGACUCCUCCGUCUACGUGGAGGUCCUUCCUCCGUGAGCGUCUCCGACGUCGUCGAGCCCCGAGGAGCGCGGCCGACGUUGACAGGCCGGCGAGCGUCCGUCAGGCGGACACACGCCGGACACGUGGCGUCCACUUGCAGUUGAAAAAUAAAUAGUGGGAAUAAUAACGAGAUAAGAGACACAAUAAAUACAUGG
Molecule: messenger RNA, 660 nt
Organism: Pseudoliparis swirei
Lineage: Eukaryota; Metazoa; Chordata; Actinopteri; Perciformes; Liparidae
Exons: 4
Coding region: 20-502 (160 amino acids)
Source: RefSeq, a predicted model, not a curated record